CACUCAUCAAGCUUGGUUACAGGGUAGUCUUUUUUUCCGCUGUCAUAAGUCAGACAUCACAAAGGAGAGGUUGUUGUCACGAUGCAGUUCCUGGGCCGUCUUUUGGACACCGUGACCUCAGUGUCUACCCUGUUCACCAACCCUUACCGUGUGAGGGACGUUCAGUUGUCCGACUACGGCGGGGACGGGAAAAUCAGGCUGAAGCAGGAAGGACGUCUGGUUCUAUACAAAAACGGCCAAUGCCAAUUAUGGGAUUGUGUGCUAAUGUGCCCCGACACACCUGCAGCGGCCCUGAGGCUUUUCCAGGUGGCGUCAGAAGAGGAUGCCAUGAACUGGUUCCCGCAGUACGCACUUAAACUUCCACCCUUCUAUGACACACUCCCGCCGAUGAAGGCCGAGACCGCCCAGAUAAUCGUCGACUGCCUGCGUAACCACCCGGAUUGGAGCGCCGCUCACAUCGCCGUGGACACGGGCCUCAGGGAGUGUCUCAAACACAACUACGUUCAGAGUCAGAUCAACGCUCGGGAUGCACUCGGUCAGACGCCGCUGCAUCUGGCGUGCGAGCGAAGUGAUGAGGCGUGUGUAAAGGAGCUGCUGGAGGAGAGCCAGGCUCGCACUGACAUCAGAGACUACCAGGGAGAGACGCCAAUGCACAUUGCCGCCAAGCACGACUCCCCUGCCAUCAUCCAGGUGUUGUGUUCGCGCCUGUGCUCGGGCGUGAACGAGCUGAACAACAGCGGGGAGACUCCGCUCCACGUUUCCUGUCGCCUUGGCCGAGUGGAGGCCGUCAAAGCCCUCUUGGGAGGCGGGGCCAAGUGCAACGUUCCCGGCGGCGCCGGCUACCCAAUCCACUCUGCCAUGAAGUACAGUGAGAGGAGCUGUGCAGAGGAGAUUCUGAAAGCAGACCCUGACCAGCUGCAUGCCGAAGACUCCUUGUAUGGAGGCACGCCCCUCCACUGGGCAAAAACAGCAGAGAUGUGCCGCAUGUUGCUGGAGAGGGGCAGCGCAAUCAAUUACCUCAGUAAGACGGGCGAGAGUGCACUGCACAUUUGCACCAAGAAAGGUCGCUUCGAAGCAGCUAUGGUCUUACUCACCCACGGCGCAAACGCCAACCUGAAGGGUCUGGACGGAAACACGGCGUUGCACCUCGCCAUGAAGAUGGAUCACAUGGAGCUGAUCAAAGCUCUGAUUGUGUUCGGAGCCAACGUGGAGAUCCACAACGACUUGGGAGAGACGCCGGGCCUGAUUGCCGCUCGCACCAGCAAAGGUCCCAAUAGAAAGAUACUGCUGGACAUGCUGUGUAGUGUGGGUGUGCAACGUUGCCUGCCCCCCUCCCCCGGCAGCCCUCUGCCCAUCGGCAACAAAGUUGCUGCGCCAGGCAUAGGAUUUGAGGACGUAAUACACAUGGGAGCUACGAUCGCUGCAAUGAGCAGAGGCAAGUCAGAGAUGGACGGUGCCAAGAUGAACAAAAGGAGGACGGACAGGUUGCUGUGUCUGGAUGGAGGAGGGAUCAGGGGCCUGGUUCUGAUCCAGAUGCUUAUCGCUUUGGAGAAGGAGGCCGGCCGGCCCAUCAGGGAGCUCUUUGACUGGGUGGCCGGCACCAGCACUGGCGGCAUUCUGGCCCUCGCUAUUGUCCAUGGAAAGUCCAUGGAGUACCUCCGCUGUUUGUACUUUCGGAUGAAGGAACAGGUGUUCAGAGGCUCGCGACCCUACGAAUCGGCCCCACUCGAGGACUUCCUGAAGAAAGAGUUUGGAGAGAAUACCAAAAUGGCAGACGUCCAGUACCCCAGGGUGAUGGUGACCAGCGUUCUGGCAGACCGCCACCCGGGAGAGCUUCACAUUUUCAGGAACUACGACCCUCCCUCCGUCGGCAGAGAGUCCCCUUACGCCACUACCGCCACCUUCAAGCCCCUCACCAUCCCAGAAGGAUGGGAGGAUGAGGAUUUGUUGCUAGUAGGAUACACUGUGGAGCCUGCCAGUAAGCGUAGGAAGGGGACUGAUGAAGAGCAACUGGUGUGGCGAGCUGCCCGCUCCAGUGGCGCCGCCCCAACCUACUUCCGGCCAAUGGGACGCUUUCUGGACGGAGGGCUGUUGGCCAAUAACCCUACUCUGGACGCCUUGUCGGAGAUCCAUCGGCACUACAAAGCGUUAAAAGCAGAGGGCCACGGGGUGGAGAUCAAGAAGCUGGGGCUAGUUGUUUCUCUAGGGACUGGUAAGCCACCCCAGGUGGCGGUGAGUUCCGUGGAUGUUUUCCGACCCUCAAAUCCACUGGAACUAGCCAAGAGCAUUGUCGGAGCCAAGGAGCUGGGGAAAAUGCUAGUGGACUGUUGUACUGACUCUGAUGGCUGCGCCGUGGACCGAGCCAGUGCCUGGUGCGAAAUGAUAGACACCAUCUACCAAAGACUGAGCCCGCAGCUUUCCCAGGAGGUGAUGCUUGAUGAAGUGAGCGAUGCCAUUCUAGUAGACAUGCUGUGGGAGACGCAGAUGUACCUGUAUGACAAGAGGGAGGUGCUGCAGUCCCUUGCCAAAGCGCUCGCAGACGAGGAGUAGAGAAGAGCAAACAUUCACAUUAGUGGGGAACACUGCACAAAAGGAAGGCGGGGGGUGGGGGGGCGACAUAGAUGAGUUUCAAAACGUAUAUUUAAGGUAGCAUCUGCAAAUAGGUGGAGGCACAGCGUGAUAUGACCUCUGUAACCCAACAAGUAGCCCACUCCACUCUUGUGUCGUCCCCCCACCCCCCACAUUUACCUCUAAUAUAGUUAUUCGGUUCUUGGUCAAUCGAUAGUGCCGCUGAUCCAAGUUAAGUGGCUGGACACAAAAGUUGCUUGAAACGACUUCAAAGACAAACUGAAGACGAACUUGACUGCCACACCCAACUUUUACUGUUUCAUAGUGUAUAUUUAAGUAGCAAUUAAUGUUGAAUGUCAAAUAAAAAUAUUUUUCGUCAUCUGGAAA
Hippocampus zosterae (dwarf seahorse) is the source of this 2955-nucleotide messenger RNA. RefSeq names its product phospholipase A2, group VI (cytosolic, calcium-independent) (gene pla2g6). Bases 82 to 2550 code for a protein of 822 amino acids. Gene Ontology annotation, biological process: positive regulation of ceramide biosynthetic process; cardiolipin acyl-chain remodeling. The record is from RefSeq and is a predicted model, not a curated record. The transcript has 19 exons. Gene Ontology annotation, molecular function: protein binding. Gene Ontology annotation, cellular component: mitochondrion. NCBI's taxonomy places the organism in Eukaryota, Metazoa, Chordata, Actinopteri, Syngnathiformes, Syngnathidae.